CGCACCGGGUCUAUGUCCACUUUAGGGGGGAAUCUGCGUGGGCCAAGCACUUCUGAAUCAUUCUUGGCUCCACCGCCAUGGGUGAGGGACUCGCCUACUUGAUUCAUUUAUUAGUCCCCGGAAUUCCCGAGAAUCGUUAGAAAGAAAGCGACCAUUUUUGAGGCUUACAAGGUCUAUCCGUUAUAUCAUCCCUAUGUAAUCACCAAGGCACGACUGCUGCUUAAUUUGUGCAUCACCCGAAGAACGUCUGUGCAGAUCGUCAGGGAUCACUGAAUCUGCAACCUGGGGAUCAUCUCUGGAGAAUCAUUACAGGCAAGACAUCGCAAAUCUCAAUCUGCCGCGCCCAGAGAAGGCGCAUGACAGGUAUACUGGUAUAAAGGCCAAAAACACCAAUGCUUUAGGCUCAUGGAUUUGACCCAAGCAUGGAAACGGACGCUACCUCGCCUUUAUACCCAUGGACCAGAGAACCCGGCUGCGCAAGGCUUGUGAUGCCUGCAGUAUACGAAAGGUGAAAUGUGAUACAAGCGGGCCGCCCUGUCGGUCGUGCGCAAGCUUGGAUAUCCCCUGUACCUAUGAGAGACCGAGCAGACGCCGUGGUCCCCCCAACCGUCACGCAGAAGCGCUUAAACGACAGAAGCUCACAGCAUCACCCGUUGGCUCCCCUACCCCGUCAGACCAUACGUCGCCAGAAUCUACAGGGUUAUUGAACAGCCAACUUAUUCCGUCACCACCAGCUUUCUCUUUGGAAAUGAUUUGUUCUUUGCCUACGAUGCGGCUUUUGGUCGAUGAUUACUUCACCUACAUUCACCCAUUGAUACCCGUUCCUCAUGAACCGACGUUUCGCGCUGCGCUUGAACGAAGAGAGGAUAUCACCAAUCGUACUUUCCUGGCCCUGGCGGCCUCUAUGAUCGGAGCACUGGUGACUUCGUUUCCACGACGCCCAAAGAUUCAUCUGAAGACUUCGAUCGAAAAGACAGCAUUCCCGCACUCUAUGGCACUGGUCCGCAGGUGUCGGGACGUAGCCGUCCAAGCCAGAGGCACUGGAUAUCUUGAUCGCAGCGCUACUGUUUAUGAUGCCGCUAUUAGCUAUUUUCUGUCUCUCUGUUCAGGUUAUAUGUACAAUGUGCGAACAUGUCGCCUGUAUCUGUCGGAAUGUCUGACGAUGUUACACGUGUACGAUUUAUGUGGCCAUAGCACGCGAAUGCGGACCAUGAGUCCGACAAGCCCAAACUCCUCUUCGUCGCUCCUAUCCCAGGAUCAACCUGGUGGCUCUGGAGGUGAUCAGCUCGACAUAAUCGAACAGGAACUCGGGCGGCGCUUGUUCUACACUGUCUUAGCUGGGUACCGAACGUUGCAGCAGAUGGGGUCAACCGAUUCGACCUUUCACAUUCCCCCAGAAACUCACACUGAGCGGUACCCUCCCUUACCCCUUGAGAUAGACGAUGAGUUUAUUUUUCCGACUCACGUUGAACUCCAACCGGCUAACAAGGUGUCUCGGCUCGUGGGGUUUAACCUUAAUGUCCGUGUAUACAACUCCUAUAAUCAGGUCUCGGCAUGGGAAGUUGCAUUUGGCUGUGGCCAGCCCUUUGACUGGGAACGGCAAAGGCUGGCUAUCUGGGAAAGCUUACAGAAGGUCAAAUCUGCAGUUGUUAAUGUACCAAGAGAGCUCUCGCUGCAAUCUUCGACAUUGAGCCAGGGCCUGAGCGGCACAGAGGAUCCAGAUUUCUACGAGAGACGACUCAUUCAAUAUGAGAUUCAAAAGGCGAAUAUAUACGCCAGUCAGCUGGGGACUCGGUCUUACUUGGUAGAAAAGUACUGGGCUCUGUACGCCACUUGGAAGGCAUGCCGUAAGCGGACGGAACAAGCCGCCCAUAAGAGCACAGUGCAGGUCAAGGUUGAGGGAGAGCCGGUCAAUGCGGUCAGCGCUGACGCAGACGCUCAGUCAGACCAUAUCGGUGCUACCAUGGCGGAAGAGCGUCGACUUGUGAUUCGGGACAUGUUUGUAUUACUGCGGUCCAUCAACGAGGUCAACAUGGAGCCUAACGGACCUAGCUUUACCACCAAAGUCCGCCAGGUCGCCUCUACCCUUCUCAACCUUCCUCAUCCAAAUAUGGAACCCGCUGAUUCUACCACGUUAGCAGCAGGGCCGCACCCUUUGACUGUGGCUGAAGCGGAAUCUUAUCUCCAUGCCUUUAUUGAUACCCUCAUGCGCCUGGAGGGAAUGACAGCACCGGUCCCGGGAGUGACUGAAGCCAGUCCACAAGGCCAUGGCCGAUCGAUGAGUUAUUUGAGCGAUUUAGAUCGAGAUGAAGAGGAACUACGCAAGUGGGCUAGCCUCAAGGAGUAUCAAGCGAGGUUUGCAGCAGCUGGAGGAAUGUACUCGCAACUAUGAUAUGACCGUGUUUAAUCUUCUUUUUGUAUAUGUAUACAUGCAUAUAAUUAUACUCAUGGGAUGGCGUAUGGGUGACUCUCGAUGGAGUUGUGGGUGAGGGUCCUGGUGCGUUGAUAUAUGAUUUUCUUUUUGGGUUGGCGUCAUCGAUAUCCCCCUUGCAUUCUCCAAUAUAAAAGAAAGACUGUCCUUUAUUA
Messenger RNA from Aspergillus alliaceus, 2586 nucleotides. RefSeq lists its product as uncharacterized. The coding region runs from base 455 to 2392 and encodes 645 amino acids. The transcript is spliced from 3 exons. Gene Ontology annotation, biological process: DNA-templated transcription; positive regulation of transcription by RNA polymerase II. The record is from RefSeq and is a predicted model, not a curated record. Gene Ontology annotation, molecular function: DNA-binding transcription factor activity, RNA polymerase II-specific; zinc ion binding; sequence-specific DNA binding. Gene Ontology annotation, cellular component: nucleus. Lineage: Eukaryota; Fungi; Ascomycota; Eurotiomycetes; Eurotiales; Aspergillaceae.